AUGCCUCAACCUCCCCUCCGCAUCGCAAUCCUCGAAUGCGACACCCCCCUUCAAAACACCAAUUCCAAAUACGGCGGAUACGGCGGGGUAUUCACCUCACUCCUGCAGCGGGGAGCCUCCUCUCUUUCCCCUCCGCUUCCCGAAUCCUCUCUCCAAAUAAGUAAAUACGACGUUGUGACGGCGCAGGAAUAUCCCGCUCUCUCCUCCAUCGACGCAAUCCUGAUUAGCGGAUCGCGGCACACAUCUUUUGAAUCUGAUGCGUGGAUCGUGAAGCUGGUCGAGUUUGUGAAGGGGGUUUUGGCGCAGGAUAGAGUGCGGUUGGUGGGAGUGUGUUUUGGACAUCAGAUUAUCGGGAGGGCGUUGGGGGUCAAGGUUGCGAGGAGUGAUCGCGGGUGGGAGGUGAGUGUCACGCCGGUAGAGUUGACGGGGAGGGGGAAGGAGAUUUUUGGGUUGGAGAAAUUGAACAUAUUCCAAAUGCACAAAGACAUCGUCUACGAAUAUCCGCCCGAAGUCGAACAAUUAGCAUACACCGACAAAUGCGCCACGCAGGGAAUGUACAUUCGCAAAAAACUCAUCACCGUGCAAGGACAUCCGGAAUUCACAGAGGAGAUAGUGCGGGAGUUGUUGGAGGCACGUCAUGCAUCGGGGGUGUUUGACGACGAGACGUAUACGGAUGCGGUGGGGAGAGUGGAUAAGGAGCAUGAUGGUGUGAAGGUCGCACAGGCAUUUUUGAAAUUCAUCAUGGAGGAUUAG
Molecule: messenger RNA, 753 nt
Organism: Botrytis byssoidea
Lineage: Eukaryota; Fungi; Ascomycota; Leotiomycetes; Helotiales; Sclerotiniaceae
Exons: 2
Coding region: 1-753 (250 amino acids)
Cellular component (GO): nucleus; cytosol
Source: RefSeq, a predicted model, not a curated record